Triplophysa rosa is the source of this 4971-nucleotide messenger RNA. It is a transcript of the gene radil2a, whose product is annotated as Ras association and DIL domains 2a. Gene Ontology annotation, biological process: neural crest cell migration; signal transduction; substrate adhesion-dependent cell spreading. Gene Ontology annotation, molecular function: GTPase binding. The transcript has 16 exons. NCBI's taxonomy places the organism in Eukaryota, Metazoa, Chordata, Actinopteri, Cypriniformes, Nemacheilidae. Gene Ontology annotation, cellular component: microtubule. Bases 312 to 3758 code for a protein of 1148 amino acids. The record is from RefSeq and is a predicted model, not a curated record.
GUACAUGAACCCAAAAACGUAUUUCUUUUAUUGUCGCUUAAUACAGCGUUGUCGUUUUCAUUUGUCAGGACUAAAUUGGAAUUUAUCAUACCGACCAGGACAAUAAAUAAUUUAUUUACCUGCAAUAACAUUUAUUUAUGGAGUUAGAUGUCACAAUGCAGUUGAUUUAUUCUGAGAGACAGGACUUGAGACACCUGUAACAUGUGUUACGCUGACAGGACUUAUUUUGGCUGCAUGUGGAGCGCACAGACAACAACAUACUGAAGAAAGAAAAGCUUUUGUUUCUAUAUAACUUACAUACACAUGUUGAAAUGAUCUCAGAGGAGCGCAGCAGUCGCAUCUCUAAACAAACUGUGGGCUUUCCUGUUGGGUUAUUGAUCCGCUCACCCAAGAGACGCCUCGCGAUGCUGACCAGAAAGAGCAGCAAUGGAUCUCUACACUCCAACACAUCUGAUAGCACAGCUCGAUCUGUGGAGAGCACCGGAGUCAGGCAGCCGGCCAAGAGUAAGAUACGGCGACACAACAACAGGCUGACCACCGUGUUUAACCGAAGUCCCAUUCUGCGAGACGGUCGGCAAGGGCAGGACGGCAGAACGCUAGCAGGGGACAUGCAGGCAGCGGACGACCCUGCGGAGUUAUCCAUUCAGAAGUCUCUUCCAGGGAUCCUGAAGAUAUUUGGCAGUGACAUUUGUCAAGGGACAAACUACAAGAGUGUGCUGGCCACCAGUCACUCCAGCGCCAAGGAGCUGGUCAAAGAAGCUCUGGAGAGGUACUGCUUGGAAAAAGAAGACCCCAGUUUGUAUGUGCUCUGCGACGUGAUUGGUCGAACUGGAUCGGACAACGAGUGGAAGACUGAGUGCUUUCGGGUUGUCGGCGACCACGAGAAGCCGCUCAUGUUGCAGUCGCUAUGGAAACCCAAGGAAGGAUUCUCCAGGCGUUUCGAGAUCCAGAAACGAUCAAGUGUGGAGGCGCAGAGUGCCAAAGACACAGACAACAUCACUGCAGGCCUCAAUGCACAAGUCCGAAAGCUGCAGAACAACCGAUCACGGGUCACCUCGCUGUUUGUUAAUGGAACCGAUGAUGGUGCGGAUGCUUUAGGUAUCUGGAGGAGCUUGAGUGACAUGGACGUCUCCGCUGUAGGAAAGGACACCGGUGUGACCCGUACUGCUCCUCUGCAGGAGGAUCCAGAGGCAGAGGCUGAUAAAGAUGCUCACCGCCUCCACGCAGAAAAGGAAGAGACGGAAAGUAGCGAUGACAACACCACACAGUACUCCAUCCACCUGCCCUUUGAUUUCCCAUACUUCCUUCUGCUGCAGGGAUUCAACCACAGACAGGACUUUCUGAUCUAUCUGAUGAGCGGGAACAUUUGCGUCUUUGGCUCCUCCUCUGAAUCCACCACUUGUAGUGAUGAGGACACCCUGAAGGUGGACAUCUUACUUUUCGCCCCUGAUAUCCAGCCCCAGCACUGCCGCAUACAGCGUGUGAACACCGCUGACCAAACCAAGACCUUAACCAUGCUCAAACCCCUCCACGGGGCUUUCGUUACACACAACGGUGUCCCCCUCGAAAGCGAGGUCGAGUUGUGUCCAGGAGACCUGGUGGGCCUCGGUCAGCACUAUCUCUUUAUGUUCAAGGACCCCACGGACUCGGGCGUCUUCCAGACUCCAUCCUGGAUGGCCACACUUUGCCCCCCCGCCACGGUGUCUCCCUGUAAACUGUGCGGGACCUCCGUGAGGAGGACGAGGCCUCGGAAAGCGGCCGCCCGCUGGAGGGAUUUGGAUGGUAGGGUGGUGUCGCUGUCAUAUCAGCUGCAGCAAGAAGAACAGGUACUGGAGAAGAUUCUCAGCACGGUGGACGCUGAAGGAGAAGAACCUAAACUGACUUCAGCGUUUCUGAUGUGCCUUUGCAUUCAGCACUCCGCCACUGACUUUGAGUUGGUUCACCUCCGGAAAUUACUGCUCCGUAUUGCCAGUCAGAUCCAGAUCACCAUGUGGGAAAGAACAAAAGAACUCGCAGCUCUGCAAGCAGACACCGGCACCGGUGAUGUUUCAGCAGAGUUGAACAUGAAGGAUCUGAUCUCAGGUCUGCAGCCGCUGGUGCUGUGGAUGUCCAACUCAAUUGAGCUGCUGCACUUCAUCCAGCAUGAGGUUCCUCUGCUCCUAACAUGGAGAAAGCAGCACAAACCGGCACAAGACAAAGAAUGGUUGGAUUCGGAGAUUCAGUCCACACGGACCGCCAGCGAGGAAGCCAUGACGGUUCUUGAGGAAGUCAUCAUGUUCAGCUUCCAGCAGUGCGUCUACUAUCUCACCAAAAGUAUGUACGCUGUAUUGCCCGAGUUGUUGGACAGUAAUCCUUUCUCUGAGAGCGGUCAGCUGCGCAUGCCUGCGGGACUCCGUCACGUCCUGGAUGUUCUGAAGGCGGCUCUGCAUCUGCUCAACACUUUCCAGGUGCACAGCGAGAUCACGUCUCAGCUGCUGGCGUACCUGUUCUUCUUCACCAACGCCUCGCUCUUCAACGCGCUCAUGGAGAGAGGAUCUGGAGGGGGAUUUUACCAGUGGUCUAGAGGUGUGCAGAUUCGGGCUAACCUGGAUUUACUGAUGGACUGGAUUCAGAGCAUUGGACUUGGAAAUCUGGCCGCAGGCUUCUUCCAGAAGCUUUCCUCAGCCGUCAACCUGCUAGCCACUCCCAAAGAGACACUACUACAGACAUCGUGGUCGUCUCUGAGAGUUGAGUUUGUUCAUCUGAAUACGGCCCAGCUGCAUCAUAUGUUGAGAGAAUACAACACGGGCCGUGUGUGUCCUGCAUGCUGGAGUCCAUCUGCGGAGGAUACCACAGCUGCCUUCCAAACCUCUGAGAUCUUGGAGAGCUUUGACAGUCAUCCUCCACUAAUGCUGCCCAACAGCAGCUUUCAUCUGGAGCUGGGGAGUCCCAUCACAGAUCCAGGACUGUUUACACCUCUCCAGCAUCUGCAGGACUUCAUCCGGUCACUAUCAGACAACCAGACACAGUCUGAUCCUCAACCCACACAGGACUCCUGCAGUGAUCUGACUGAAGAGAUGCUGUCUGUCACACACUCACCCAACUGCCACAGUCCACACACAGAGUCUCAACCAAUCAUCAGCCAGGAUUCAGAACCAAAGGAUCAACAGCAUGUGUCCACGACACCUCCUCAGCUCCAGGCCUCUCACGCCAACCUGAGUUCAUGUGAGGCCGUCCUCACCCAGAAACUCAAGUGUCUGGAGCUUCACAACCGUCUGCCUGGAAACACAGACCUGGGUUAUCACAAGAGCCUGGCCCUCGACCCGUCCUGCCUGCUCACACCUCCCAACACCCCUCAGAGUCUUGACCAGGCCGAACUUGAAGCCAGUUUGAUGGAGCAGACAGCACGCCAAACCAGGAAAGAGAGCACAGAUCAAAGAACGGGGGAAGAUGAUGAUGAUGAUGAGAGAGAUGAAGUGUUCACUGUCGAGCUGAUGAAAGGACCUCAUGGUCUUGGGUUGGCGCUGGUGGAUGGAAUGAAAACUCCAUUGAGAAUGAGUGGCAUCUAUGUGAAGUCAGUAGUGCCAGAUUCACCGGCUGCCCUUAACCAGAGACUGAGAGUGGGCGACCGGAUCCUCGAUGUGAAUGGCAUCACCCUGGUGGGCAUGGACUAUCACAGUGGAAGGGAACUCAUCCGGACGUCGGGCGAUCUGCUUCGUCUACUGGUGGCAAAAACUGAAUCCAGGAGCAGUGCCAGGACCUGCAUCACCAGAUGUUGAGACACAAACACUCGUCUCGACGUUCAUCUGCACCUUUGAGCUCAGGACUUUAUCAUUGGGCUGAUCUUUCCUUACAGAUUCAUGCAUUCAUUCAUCUCUCAAGUACUGGAAGGAGUGGAGCAUGAUGCUUGCAACGCCAUAGGGUCAUGGGUUCAAUUCCCAGGGAAUACGUGAACUGAUAUAACCUAUACCUUGAAUGCAAUGCAAGUCGCUUUGGAUGAAAGCAUCUGCCAAAUAUAUGCAUGUACAUGUUUUUGCUGAAACCAAAGAAAAAGUGAUCCAGAAUGGAUCCAUUAAUUAUUGUUAUACUGUGCGUGUUGUUGUUUGUUGCUGCUGUUGACAAUCUCUCCGUCUGCCACCUUUAAACAGAACUUCAAGAUGUGUACCAGCAUCUAAAACAAAAAGAAUCGCUUGUUGAUACUUUUUUAGUACGUAAUUCUUCAACGCUGUCUUUUUCUAAUAUGAAAUGGUUCAACAGACAUUUGAAAGCAUUUGUUUACCAGUGUUUUAUUUUCAUGUAGUAUCUGUUAUUUCAGUGUUUGUGGUUCUGGUUUAGUGGGAAAUAGUUGUGGUCCAGACUGGGUUAUUUCAGCAUCCAUACAGCUCACACUGAGAGAGUUAAACUGACAUUUUACAACGUUGUAUGUUUUUUUUAAUAUAUUUCUUACAUUCAAAUGCUAGUGUAAAUAGUAUUAGUGAAGUACAUUAGUCUUUUUGGGCAUGAUCAUAUUUUUAGAAUUUUACUAGUGUCAUUUUCUCUGCUAAGUUACUUUUCACUAACUUCUCAAGUUAAAUUGAACUUUGUACCUGAUGUCAAUCAUAAAGUGAGAUACGUAAUCACUUUCCGUGCCAGAGAAACAGUGUUAUAUUGUGUCGUCAGUGUUACAGAUGGUCUUAAACAAAGCAUUGAUUUGUCAUAUUUAUAUGUGUACGUUUAUAAGUGUUAUACUGUUUUGAUUACUUUUGAAAGACAUCACUCAUCAUAAUAUUUAUAAUAUUGUCCAGACAAUCUAGUAACAAGACCUUAUGAAAUGGCUUUCUUUCACUUUUUCUUGUAUUUACUGUUAAGACAGGAAGUUGGUUGGAACUCUUUAAAAAAAGCUGAGAGUUUAAAGAUUCAACAUCUUUUUUGUUAUCUAUACUUUGGUACAAAUACAUUUUAAUUUUUUCCAUUCCUCUCGAGAAAGGCAUGAUAUAGAUAACAAUAAAUAAU